This is a messenger RNA of Coccinella septempunctata (seven-spotted ladybird), 3318 nucleotides long. RefSeq lists its product as uncharacterized. The record is from RefSeq and is a predicted model, not a curated record. The transcript has a single exon. Lineage: Eukaryota; Metazoa; Arthropoda; Insecta; Coleoptera; Coccinellidae. The coding region runs from base 1 to 3318 and encodes 1105 amino acids.
AUGAACCUGAGUCUUAUCAGUGCUUACUUCAAAGUGACGGAGGGAGAGAGAAAGAAAGUGAAAUAUGCAGCAAAACUUGCAGAAGAAUGGAAUGAGCUGUAUCCCGAUAAACCGUUCACCGGAAAACACCUGCUGGCUCAAAUAAAAAACAUAAAAACUAGAAAACUUUUAGCUCCUGACGAAUUAGAUAAGCUGAAAUCCGAGGCACUAGUCCAGUCUCCAACAUCCAGACUCAUAAAUAUCAGGAGGAGUAUUCAAGGUUCGGCGAGCACCCCACGGCUAAGCAUAAGAUCGCUGGCGAGGGAAGAUGAACAUCAAGAACCAGUGACACCGCUUGAUGAGUCAACUCGUGAGAUACUCAAUUUAUUUGAGGAAAUAAGCAUGAAAUGGACUGGCAUACCGAUUGAUAAAAGACCAAGAAUAGAGCGCAUCAAACUGAACCCGGAAACGAAGAGAACUAUGGAAGCGGUUGACAGAGCCCUAGAGGAGACGAUUGCUAAAUCGGGAGAACUGGAAGAACUCUGUCACAAGGUUUACUGUGCAGCAACUGUGGCAAAUCUCAUUUUACAAACACCUACAAGACAACAGACCCACAGAGGCCCGUACCAGAAACCACCAUGGGAAAAAAGGAUGGAAACAAGAAUUGCAACCCUAAGAAAGGAGAUAGGGAUCAUACAUGUAGCGCUGAACCAGCAGAUGAGCAAGAAAGUUCGGAAAAAGCUUAAGAAAUAUUUGCAAAGAAUCAACCUCAAGGAAAGUGACCACCAUUACAAACUUAAACUGCAAACACACGUUGAGAAACUGAAACAAAAAUUAGCAGCCUUGGGAAAUCGUCUCAGAAGAUACCACAAAAGAACUCUGAGGUAUCAACAGAACAACCUCUUUGCGAACAACCAAAAAAUGUUCUUCAGGAAGCUAGACGAACGAUCAAGUAUAGAAAAGAGCGCUCCCCCAAACCAAGAAGAAAUGAGACAAUAUUGGUCAUCUAUUUGGUCUCAUACAGUGUCACACAAUACACAGGCGAAUUGGAUUGCAACUGAAAGGCAUAUACACCAGAACCUACAAGAAAUGUCAGCUGUAGCGUUCAUUGAAGAGGACAUAACAAAUAGCGUAAGAAGGAUGAAAAACUGGGCCUCGCCAGGCAUUGAUGGCAUUCACAAUUACUGGUGGAAGUCGCUGACCUCUACACACAAGAUUAUGGCCACUCUAAUGCAGAAGGCACUCGUGAAUCCCAACACAAUACCCAAAUAUUUCACAAAGGGCAUUACCAUAAUGCUACCCAAGAAGGGAGAUCUCUCGAAACCGGAAAACUAUAGGCCAAUAACAUGCCUGCCGUCAGCAUACAAAAUUAUUACGUCCAGACUUGCACACAAAAUCAACACCCACCUCAACAUCAAUAAGAUCAUGGCAUGGGAGCAGAACGGCUGCAAAAGCAAAAGCCGCGGGUGUAAGGAACUCUUGGUGAUUGACAAUGCAGUAACUAAACAAGCAAAAAAAAGGCAAAAAAACCUAGCCAUGGCAUGGAUCGAUUACCAGAAGGCCUACGAUUCAGUACCACACUCAUGGUUGCUGGAAAUUCUUGAAAUUUACAAGGUGGAACCACGUGUAAUCGAAAUGUUGAGGGUUUUGAUGACUACAUGGCGAACAACACUUACUCUGGGGGAAACAUCGACUCCGUAUGAAACGGCUGAAAUCGAGAUCAGAAGAGGCAUCUUUCAGGGCGACAGCCUGAGCCCGUCAUGGUUCUGCUUAGCUCUUAACAUCCUCAGCAGCAUGCUAAACAGGUCAACGUAUGGUUACUCGAUCACAGAUCGAGCAAGGCUUUCUCAUCUUUUCUAUAUGGAUGACCUGAAGCUGUAUGCGAGGGGAAGGGCACAACUGGAGGGACUCUUGGAAUUGGUAAGGACAUUCAGCGAAGACAUCCGGAUGAAGUUCGGCUUAGAAAAGUGUGCAUCACUAAUUAUAAGAAGAGGAAAGAUGGUGGAGGAGGAGAAUAUAAGGAUGAGAAGUGGUGAAGAAAUAAAAAGCCUAAAUACAGAAGACAGAUAUAAAUAUUUAGGAAUACAACAAACAUUCGAAAUAAAACAAUCAGAAAACAAAGAACAUGCUAAAAUUGAAUUAAUGAGAAGAACAAAACUUAUCCUCAAAACACAGCUCUCAUCAAAAAACAAAAUAAUGGCGAUCAACAUCUGGGCCAUUCCUUCGUUCACCUAUACUGCUGGGGUGCUCUCAUGGUCGAAGACAGACCUGCAACAAAUAGAUAGAAAAAUCAGAACUACCUUCACACAAUUCGGCCUUCUUCAUCCUAACUCGGCCAUAGAAAGAGUGUACUUGCCUCGUAAAGAGGGGGGUCGUGGCUUGAGCUCCGUUGAGAAUGCAUGCUGGAAAGAAGGAAGAAAUAUUAGAAAGAGCUUCAAUAAAACAUACUUACCAGUUCACCAAUGGAUAGCAUACCAGGAAGGGAUCCCACCUGUGGAGGAAGCGAUCAGUGGAAACAGACCUGAAAAAGAAAAUGUGCUAGAUGAGCUCAGGCAGAGAUGGCAGGCAAAACAACUACAUGGGAGGUUCUAUACAAGCUUACACCAAGAUGAUGUGGAUAUACCAGCGUCGAAUACCUACCUCACACAGGGAUACUUGUUUCCACAAACAGAAGGAACUAUUUUUGCCAUCCAGGACCAGGUGGUUCCCACACGCAACUACACCCACCACAUCAUGAAAAAGCAACUCGAGACAACCAAAUGCCGACUUUGCAAUGCCGCAGAGGAAACAGUGCAGCAUCUGUCAGCGGGAUGCUCCACUAUCGCAGGAACCCAAUACCUUUCCCGCCACGACAAUAUGGGGAAGGUGGUGCACCAACUGCUUUGCCUUAAUAAACAGCUGAUCCAACAUUUCACCCCGCACCAUUUGUAUACGCCGGUGCCUGUACUAGAGGAUGAUAACACCAAGGUGUAUUGGGAUCUCACUGUAAUCACUGAUGUGGGGGUUGAACAUAAUAGGCCGGAUAUGGUGGUCUGGAAUAAGAAUGAGAAGACUGCCACCAUAAUCGACUUUGCAGUUCCCCAAGAUUACAAUAUGAUGAAGACCUAUGGGGAAAAAAUUAGCAAAUAUGCUCCACUAGCCUGGCAGAUGAAAGAUCUAUGGAAGCUAAAAAAGGUUGAUAUUGUGCCACUAAUCAUGAGCGUGAACGGUCUAGUGCUGAAGAAAACUAUUACGCAUUUGGAGGAACUACAGCUACCUCACAGCGCUAUAACAUGGAUGCAGAAGGCGGUUAUACUUGGGACCGUCGGCAUAAUUAGGCGAGUCGUCUCUCCACACUGA